Molecule: messenger RNA, 2154 nt
Organism: Puccinia triticina
Lineage: Eukaryota; Fungi; Basidiomycota; Pucciniomycetes; Pucciniales; Pucciniaceae
Exons: 12
Coding region: 1-2154 (717 amino acids)
Biological process (GO): dephosphorylation
Cellular component (GO): fungal-type vacuole membrane
Molecular function (GO): alkaline phosphatase activity
Source: RefSeq, a predicted model, not a curated record
AUGUCGCUGCACUUGGCAGUCUCGCAACCCAACAUCAACCAACUCGCCCCACAUCCAAUCCCCCGAAUGCGCUACUCCUCGCCAGUCCCACUCCAGCCGGUCGGAUACAAGGACAGCGACGAGCGAGAGGAGGACGAGCGGCUGGACGAGCUCGACGAGCUCGACAAGCUGCACGCGCCGCACUCACCCGAGCUGCCCCACUCCCGACCGACAACCCUUCCAUCCUCGGGCCACUAUGACUCGCCCAGCAAGGCCGACUACCAGGACUAUACGUGCGCCAAGGAGCCCCACAGCCUCCAACCCAUCCAUCUCGAAGGCGGACCGGAGCCCUCGCCUCUCCCAACCCAUCGGACCCACUCCUUGAAGUACAAACCCCCAGCGCAUACUAAACGAGUCCUGUUCCUUGGAACCUCUGCCUUGGUCGGACUAGCCUACAUGAUCGUCUUCUUCGCCACCCAAGGAACCCGCUACGGCCAUUCACUUCAGAUUAAUGUGAUUCUCAUGAUCUCAGACGGUUUCGGACCGGCCUCCGAAAGCUUCGCCCGCGGCUUUGUCCAACAUCUCCAGAACCUAACAGAAGAAGAACAGGCCAAAUUCUCUCGGUGGACGUUCCCUGAAGCCAAGCCUGCUCAACCGCCACUCAAACGCACUGGACCUUCAAAAAAUCGUUUCGGUCCUCUCCCCUUGGAUCCACUCCUUGUCGGCAGCUCCAGAACUAGAAGUAGCAAUUCUUUGAUUACAGAUUCAGCCGCUGGAGCAACCGCGUUUUCCUGUGCUCUGAAAACAUAUAAUGGUGCGAUUGCUGUGGAGCCUGUCAACCAGAAACCGUGUGGGACAGUUCUAGAGGCCGCAAAACACCGAGGAUACUUGACUGGCUUGGUGGCCACAUCGCGCAUAACGCAUGCGACACCGGCCUCUUUCUAUGCACAUGUGAUCGACAGAGACAUGGAGAGCAAGAUCGCGACGUUUCUUACGGGCGAUGGUCCACUGGGACGCAGUGUUGACCUAGCUUUCGGUGGUGGCCGAAGAUUCUUUCUUCCCAGCUCGAGCCUCACCUCCUCUCGUUCAGACGACCACGAUCUACUGGCGACCGCCCAAUCCAAACACGGCUUCACGAUCCUCAACUCGACCGAGGCGUUCGAGAAAGCCUGGGACCCCACUUCUGCGAACGGCCACUUCAAGACCCCCGUCCUCGGACUCUUUAAUGAUAAUCACAUGAACUAUGAGAUCGAUAGGAUCAGCUUGGAAGACACCGACAAGCGAGAGCCUUCUUUGAGGAACAUGUCUUUGGCUGCGCUCCAGACCCUUUCAAGAGAAGCCAAGGACAAGUCUGCUCAUGGGUUUUUCUUGAUGAUCGAAGGAUCUCGGAUUGACAUGGCUGCCCAUUCGAACGAUCCAGUUGGUCAUCUGUACGACAUUCUGGCAUAUCAAGAGACCGUCAGGAUGGUCCAAAGCUGGGUUGAUGAGGCCAACAAAGCGGGCUGGCCUACGGUAAUGAUCUCGGUAUCCGAUCACGAGACGGGCGGACUAGCGCUCGGCCGACAGUUGACGGAGAAGUAUCCGGUGUAUGCAUGGUAUCCAGAGGUCUUGGCGAAUGCAACCCAUUCGACCGCUUGGCUGGCAAAGAAGAUCUCCAUGGCCGUCCGGCCCUCUCAGCCGGUUUCGCGCCAGUUCAUCGUGGAUGAGAUCCUUAGGGAUGGGUUGGGAAUCGUCGACGCCUCCAACGAGGAGAUCGACAAAUUGGUCGACUUGGGCGCACGCCAGAACGUCGAUUACCUCUUGGCUGAUAUGAUUUCUCGAAGAACCCAAGUCGGAUGGUCGACUCAUGGACACUCGGGAGUCGACGUAAAUCUGUACAGUUAUCCUCCCGAUCUCACCAAGGAACUCUUCGGAAACCGGGAAAACACUGAGAUUGGACAGUUCAUUGUAGAUGCAAUGGAAAUCGAUCUCGAUAUUGUCACUAGAGACCUAAAUCGACUGGCCAAAUCAUGGCACGUUACUGAUGAUAAACACAACCCCAACUUCGAAAACAUCCAACUAAAACAUUAUUCGGUAAUUGCAUUUUCUCCUUGUUCUCCUAAAUAUAUAUUCACUGUCUCCCUUACCUUUACUUACGUGUUGCUUUACCUCUCCCUGACCUUUCCCGUCGGAUGA